Chrysemys picta bellii (western painted turtle) is the source of this 9822-nucleotide messenger RNA. RefSeq names its product RAB22A, member RAS oncogene family (gene RAB22A). Gene Ontology annotation, biological process: vesicle-mediated transport. The record is from RefSeq and is a predicted model, not a curated record. Gene Ontology annotation, molecular function: GTPase activity; GTP binding. Lineage: Eukaryota; Metazoa; Chordata; Testudines; Emydidae.
GGGGGGGUAGUCAGGUGACUCGUAUGGGCUGUCCAAGAUGGCGUCUGGUGUGUGGCGCCUGAGAAGCGGAGGUUACCUGUAAGCAGUGACGGGAGGGGAGGUAGCAGGGGGACCCUGUUGCCUGUGCCCAGGAGGGCUCCUCAGCGGGUGUGCUCAGGGUGGGGGCGAUGGUGAUGCUGGGCUGCGCCUCUGGUUCUCUUUAAGGCAGCAGCCUCCCUGGCCAUGGCUCUGAGGGAGCUGAAAGUUUGCUUGCUGGGGGACACUGGUGUAGGCAAAUCAAGUAUUGUGUGGCGAUUUGUAGAAGACAGCUUUGACCCUAACAUCAACCCAACGAUAGGAGCAUCUUUUAUGACAAAGACUGUGCAGUAUCAAAAUGAGUUGCAUAAAUUCCUAAUCUGGGAUACAGCUGGACAGGAACGAUUCCGUGCUUUAGCACCAAUGUACUACCGAGGCUCAGCAGCAGCUAUUAUAGUUUAUGACAUCACAAAAGAGGAAACCUUCUCAACAUUAAAGAACUGGGUGAAAGAACUUCGACAACAUGGACCUCCAAACAUUGUUGUAGCUAUUGCGGGAAAUAAGUGUGACCUUAAUGAUGUAAGAGAAGUCAUGGAAAAAGACGCUAAAGACUAUGCAGAUUCCAUCCAUGCCAUAUUUGUAGAGACCAGUGCUAAAAAUGCAAUUAACAUAAAUGAACUCUUUAUAGAAAUUAGUCGUAGAAUUCCAUCAACUGACACCAACCCCCCAUCUAGCGGUAAGGGCUUCAAACUUAGAAGACAGCCUUCAGUGACAAAACGCAGCUGUUGUUGACUGAUACUUUAGAAAAUCAGACUUGUUUUGAAAGUAGGUGGUCUUGGAAGCUAAUAGUUUAUGUUGGGUAUAUAUUAUUGGUCUUAGAACUUAUCUGCCUGAUGUUCAUACUUCAAGGUCCCACAAAAAUGGACCAGCUCAUCUGACAUCUGUAUGCUCACAGAAGAGACUGCAGUCAUGAUAAUGUCAGCCUGUUUACUUACAACAUAUAUAGUGUCUCUUGUAUUCAAAGGGAAUCCAUCAUCAGUUCUUUGGCCUUGCGUGAAAGGAAUGUUGACAUAUGGAUGGUAGGACUGAAAUGUUUAAUAGUUUUGUAAUCAACAUUAUAUGUAAUGUUUUUUGUAAAAGGGAAAUGAGCACUUUUGUGAUCCAGAGGGAUGAGGAAGGGGGAAGAAACAGCCCUGUUGAAAUAGUGACUUUAAUUUUAAGGCUAUUCUGCUACCCUUUCAAUUGUUAUAAUGAGCAUUAUUUUAAAUAUAAUUGUAGCUAAUCCAAAGUACAGUGAGGCAAUUGGUUGUAGAUGGCUACAAAAUAAGUUACUGAUAAAAAUGAGCAAAUCAGCCCAGCCAGUCCCCAGAUCCCACUUGCACUUUUUAUUUAAAGGUAUUAUGAACAAACAAGCAAUGAAUUUUAAACCAUAGACAAUCUUACCUUUUCAUGCUGGCUUAAUCAUUUAAAGGCAAACUGAUACAUUUAUAAGCACCUAUUUGUUUUUAGUAAGCAUUUUUACUAUUAAAGAUGGUGGUCGAAGAGAACCUAGCUAAAACUCUUUCUAAAUUUAAACUUGAGCAUGACUGACUGACAACAGGUGCCGUCAAUAGUUCUAGUAAGACUUUAAUAUUUUGAGGGAAAGCUCUUUAUUGCUUUGCAUGUGUAAAGUGUUUGUACUAUAUUUAUGAGACCAAUGCCUAAAGUAUUAUAAAUUAUGUAAAAGCAGUUGAGAAAUCAGCUUUCUUCAGUCUUUCCAUUCCUCACCCAUUGAUAGAAUCUCUGGGGAUCUCCAACAAUUCUGUCCCUGCUUGUGAGGUCUUACAUUGCAAUCAGUGACCUCUUCCAGAAGAAGGUUGGCUGAUGCUCCCCUCCUAUCACAUCUGCAUUUCUGCUUGAAAUGUUUGGUAGAUGUCGCUGUUGGUGAAGCAUGUGGCUUGUCCAUUGAGCAGAUCACCUCUGCAGUGCACCCAAUCCUUGCUGGCUGAGGCACAAAAACACAAACAGGAAACCAAAUCCAAGUCACGUAUGGUAGCGUAGAUCGUUACCUCUUGGUUCCUGGGUCUAGACCAAAUAACUUUUUAAUUACUUGGCAUUUUUUUUAAGCAAAUCAGCUUUUAGCUUAUGUUGUAUUGUUUUUCUUACAUUUUAUAUUAAACUAUAAAUUGACCGUAUCCUAUUACGCUAUUUUCAUUAUUUAUUUUUAGUUUCCUCCAGAGCUAGUGGAGAACGUCUUAUUUUUAAAGAAAGAGCCUAAUAAAGUAUUUUCAAUAUUUGAGUUUAAGUUUUGAUAUUGAAGUUAAAGCCAUGUCUGUGAUAUUUGUUCCUGAUUUGUAAUUUGGCAUUCUACAAUCUUAAGUAUUUUAGCUGAAGGAAAUUUCAAAGAAUAAGUAGGAAAUGAAACCGCUUAUAUUUCAGAUUAAAUCAUAUUCAGAAUCCUUGUUUCAAAGCUAUCCUCAAGCAAACUAUUUCACUAUUAUAGUAACUUGGUGUGAUAGAAAGCAUAUUCUGAAUGGGGUUAAUAGGCUUUAAUGAAAUGUUGGGGUUAAAACUUCUUAAGACCAAGAUUUCAAAAUGUGGCCUCUAUCUGUGGGUAUGCAGUCCUUUGAGCGUGCACUUCCAUUUGCUGCAGUAGCAUACACAUGCUCAAACUUCCUGCAUGUGCAGAUGGGUUACGAGCAUAUGAAGUCUAUUGUGUGUGCCCAAAAAGUUGCAUGCACAUAAAUGGAGGCUGGUUUGAAGCCCCUAUGAAAAAAAUUGCCCUAACAAAGAAUCUUACAAUAAAGACAGAAUAAUUAUGUAUUGGUGUGCAGCAUGGUUCAGCCUAAAAUAUAUAAUAAUAUGAUUGAAAUCUUUGGGUGGUAUUUGAAGCAAUAGAUUAUAAGCAUAAAGUUUUGUAAAAGCUAUGAUAGUGUUCUAUCAAAGCAGGCUAGCAACUGACCACUUAAUUAUAUAUAGUUACUCAAAGCCCUUGCACAAUGGCAAUCAUUGAAUGCCAAACUUGUUUGAAAGUCUUGCUCUGUCUUCAGUUAACCAACUGGCAGGGUUCUAAUAAAUAACAGACUGGGAUGUGGUUAUCCACUUAAUGAAGAUAGAUUAAAAAAUUUCGAUUUCAAAGCUAGUCCAAAAAAGAUGUCAAGCAGUAUACUCAUCUGGCACUUCAGUAUGCUUUUGUAGCAGAGUUCCCUUUCAGGAUAACACAAAAUAUAUUUCUCUUUAGGGUUGGGAGUUGUUAACUUGGAAGCAUCAGCUCACCAUUUUGUAAUGCUAAUGCUGGUUUUGUGAUCUUGUAUUAUCACUGUAACCCCACACUGAAAAUAUUUUGUACCCUUCGAUUACAAAUAAUUGCUUUUUGUUCCAGCUUCUUAUCUAAAGAUAAGAUUCAGUAUAUACUUAUAGUAGGUUCUGUCAAGCUGCUACUACACACCAUAUUUUGUUAUCCUAUGGUUGCAUGGUGUCACGGUUCUACCUGUAAGCUGUUGAUGUUGGCAGUGCUUCAGAAGUCUCCUUCCCCAUUCCACACCAAGGCAUUAGGUACCUUUACUAUCUUUAAUAUAAUAUGUUCACCUGCCUUGGAUUUCUUCAGGCUUGUUAAUGGUGUUUGAGCAUAAGAAUUUUAUUGUACACCUCUACCUUGAUAUAACGCUGUCCUCAGGAGUCAAAAAAUCUUACCGCGUUAUAUUGAACAUGCUUUGAUUCACCGGAGUGCGCAGUCCUGCCCCUCCCCCGGAGCACUGCUUUACCGCGUUCUAUCCGAAUUUGUGUUGGAUCGGGUCGCGUUAUAUCGAGGUAGCGGUGUAAAUCUGACAAGUGUCCAGACAUUGAACAGCAUAUUAAAAAAACAAAUAUCUGUGAAAGAUCAAUAACCUCUCUCAUGCAGAAGAUCCGUUCAGGGACCUGCAAACAGAUUCACACCCUCUAAAUUAUCACUUCAGUGUCCUUGCACAUAAAAGUAUAGGUUUAAACUCCAUUAUCUCCUCUCUGAGAAUAACUGGCUUAACUACACCUAUAAAAUAUGCAUUACUUGAAAAGAAGAUAUUUGACUAUAGAAUUGUAGUAAUCGUCUUACAAUAGACUCCCCAAUCAGGAUCCAAUGACGCCAUAUAGCCAUAUCUCUUCUUAGCAAAUCUUUAAAAACUUGAGAAAUGUCCAAGGAAAAGCCCCUCUUUUUGGCCAGCGUUUGUUUUUUUCCAAAUAAAGUUUGGCAUAUGGUAAAUUUGAUCAUUGGCAAGAUAGACUAAGAUUUAUACAUCAUCUUCUCUAACAAGCCAGUCCUAUAUCCUUCCUCCUCUGACUAAAUCUUGAUGCCUCGUAACUCUUCUUCCUUUUACUUUUUUAAAUCUACACAAGUGAAAUUUCUCUAUAGCUCUACCCGCUUGAAUGAGAUAUCAGUGUAGGUUUUUUUCCCUUUGUGCAAUUAAGUCUUCUGAUUCUGAAUCACCCACUGUUAGACUUAACUUGACCAUUUCCAUGCCUUCAUUAUCAGAUUAUCUAAAAAUAGUUUCAUAAACAUUAGCUGCCACAAAGUGUCUUGCUAGUAUCAUGCCUGUUUAAAAUGUGUCAGAAUGCUGAGAGCUAAAUUCUUUUGAUCCCAGAUCCCAACUUGAUUGUUCACUUGAAAUUAUCUGGAAGCUGAAAUAUAGUUACAUGAGUAAACAUCUCCCUGGAUCAGAGACAUCCAUGUAGUUGAGUGUUUGGCUUGGUGCGGUUUCAUCUCUGGCAGAGCUACGUAGCUUUCCUGCAAAUUCUACUGUAUCAGUGCAUCUCAUCAAGCCAUCAGCCUUCAGGCUUGUCUACAGUUAAAUUUAUAGCACUCUAACUUGCUGGCUCAGGGGUGUGGAAAAAUCACCCCCCUGAGCGCAGCAAGUUUGAGCGCUUUAAAGCGCUAGUGUGGACAGGCUCCGAGCGCUGGGAGAGCUCUCUCCCAGCACUCGCACAUGACCACAUUCACACUUCAAAGUGCUGCCGUGGGAGCACUCCCACGGCAGCGCUUUGAAGUUUCUAGUGUAGAUGUAGCCUUCAUAUGUGCUGCACAGUGUUCAGCUGAAGUUACUUACAUUUUUUGUCCCUAAAUAACUUUUAAGUCUGUUCUUUCGGAGGUACUGAGCAUCACUGGUUCUAGUUGACUUUCUAAAAACACUCUCUUCUCUGAAGUAGGAGCUCAGAAGCUCAGCACUUCUAAGGUCUCAACUUUUUAAAUGACUGAAAUGCACUCUUGAAAAUUUAGCCUCUGAUAUUCUCAAAGGGAAUGGAUUUUUUUGAGGUAUGAUUUGAGUAAUGGAUGAAAGUAACAUUAUCCUCUCUGUAGCACACGCAUGUCUUUCAGUAAUGAUCCUAUGCAUCUUUUCGAAACUGACAAAGUGGAAACAUUUCAGCUCUUUCUUCAGACUGUGGACAAGACUUAGUUGUUUUUCAAAUGAAGUGCAAAAGUGUAGCAACUAUUGGCUGAUGUGUCUAAGAUCAAGCUGGGAGCUUGAUAAGCAUGCUUCUAAAUUUUGGGGGGGCAAAAUCCCACAAAACUACAAUGAAUUGAACUCUUUAGUCCCAAAUAUGUGCUUAGAAACUGCUUCUCUGAUGUAUGUGGCUUUACAGUACCAUGUUUUUGUGCACCUGCUGAGAUCCUCCUACUAAGCCUCUAAAUGGACAUGCUCUGCUAGUGUACUUACUUUAACAAAAGGCAGAAACAUUCCUGUUUUUUUUUUUUUCUAGAGGCAAAAUUAUUGAAAAUCCUCUGGAAGCUAGGAAUCGGAGUUCUCUUGGGAGUUAACAGUUUUUGCUACCAAGAAGUUUAAAAUUCUUGAGCUAUUUGUUGAAGCUUAUUAGAGAAACCACAUCUUGUAUUAAUAGUUUAUUUAUUUGUUUUGCCUAUCUUUAAACUUUAAAUUGAUGCAGCCCUUAACUUCCAGUGAAAUCAGUAGUAUUUUUUGCUUGAAGUGCUACAGGGUCUGGUCCUUAAUGUUUUUGAUGGGGGCAUUCUCUGCAAAAUAAACCCUUUAUGUGACUAUAUGUAAUACGAAUAUAACAUUCCUACAAGCACAUGUGAUGGGAGUGUUUCUCCUCCUUUAAGAUGGUGUAGUUGGAAAAUAUGAUGAUCACUAUAGUGUUCUGGAAACAUCAUUCUUUAAAUUGAUCAGGAGACUGGGCAUUCAUUGUUCACUGGCCAGUUCUCAUCAGGGAGCCAUCUCCUUCGUAGAUAGUAAAGCCUUCAAUUUAGUUGCUGAAAAUAAAAUCAUUCAAGGUGAAUAUCUUGCAUGAUUUAAAAGCUAGCCUCGACAGGCUCUUCAUGAAGAUGUUAAAUCUAAACUAUUCCGUAUUUAAUAUUACUGGAGACAAAAAAGAAGAUUUAUCAGUGAUGUUUGGAUGACUUCUCUCCUUGUGGAAGUGUCUCUAGUAUUUAUUGAGAAUGAGGUUUUAUAUUUUUGGUGUGUUGACUACUUUGGGAAUUGCAGAUUUACAGGAGAUGCUGUCUGAACUCCAUCGCCUGUCACUCCUCCUUUAGUGAGCCUUGCUUAUAAAUAGCAAUAACUAAAUAAAAGUAAAAAUUCAAAGCAAAUUUUUUUUAAAGGGCAAGAAUUUGGAUUAUUCAAAGACCUACUGUUACUAGCACCAUCCCAGACCACAUCUUAUUUGUUCAAAUAAUUUCAGGUUAAACCACGAGGAGUCCUUGUGGCACCUUAGAGACUAACAAAUUUACUUGGGCAAAAGCUUUUGUGGGCUAAAACCCACUUCAUCAGCUGCAUGGAGUGAAAAAUACGGUAAGCAGUAUUAUAUAUGAAAAGAUGGGAGUUGCCUUACCAAGUGUGUGUGGGGGGAAAUCAGUGCUAAGGAGACCAAUUCAAUUAGGGUUGAAGUGGCCUAUUCUCCACAGCUGAUUACUUUUGUAGUGCUAAUGAGGCAAUGCAAUCAUGGUGGACGUGGCCCACCUCCAACAGUUGACUAGAAGGUGAGAGUAUCAGCAAAGGGAAAAUUUACUUUUUGUAGUGACCCAUCCACUCCCAGUUACUCACUUGAGGAUCCUGGAAGCUUCCAAAAAUUGAUCAAGUUUAUUAGUCAUCCCAACACCACAGAGAUAAGAACUAAAUGUCUAGAUUGAUUUUUGCACUCUUCUAGUAGUCUGAGUUCACAAAUAAUAUUCUCUUCAUGCAUUCUUAUGGAGCUACAGUCAGUCACUUAAUAGAAGAACCAUGUGUCCAGAACCAAACUACGUAAAAGAUGACUAUAAAAUUCUACAAAGAAAACUGACAAGAUGAAUGUUCAUUUUACAUUCCCAGCUGUACGUUUUAUUAGACAACAAAAAACUUGUUGCGUGUAGAAAUGAGAUGUUGGCAUGUGGAUGUUUGAGGCAAAAAUAAAAUAUGGCUUCUAGGAUAAAAGAUCUAUAAGCUGUCAGUUCUUUCUGGCCAAAGAAUGUGACAGCAGAUGCCUUGUCAAGUGGCUCCAACUUGUGGGAGGAAGCAAGUUUGAAACAACGUUUUUCGGUUUCUUGUGUAAGAAUCCAUGUGCCAAAUCGUACUGGCCUAUAAUUUCAGAAAAAUGCCUUCUGAUUCUCUGGAGCGUUGAGAAAUAAAUGCAGAUCUUCUUCCUGGUAAUACAGCUGGAACCAAAGAUGCCGAACUUGGUUAUACAUUUUUGACCUUCCUGAAGUUUAUCCAGGCAGUGUCAUAGAAAGGAAAUCCUGUAGAGGGUGUUCGGAAGAAAACUUCUAGAUAGAUUUGAAGCCAGAGUCUAUCUUAACCUGAAAUCCUUACUGGCAGCAGAAGUUUUUCUGAGACCCUAACUGAUGGUCCCAUACUGUAAUGUACAUUGUAGGGCUGUACCUCCUGGGUUUGACUGUGGUUUAGGGCCAGAUUUUCAAGAGAUCAAUGUAGGUGCCUAAAUGAAGUGGGCAGAUUUUUCAAAAAUUCUCCAUCUGACAACAAUAACAGUUGCUAAAUGCUGAAGGCUUCUGGAAAUCUUGCUCGUAAUGUUGACAACCUUUAGUGUGAGCAUAACUAUUUAAAAUUGGAUCAAAUUUUUAAGACUGAUGGUUGGCUUUUUCUUUUCACUUCCACUGGUAGUGAUCCAGUGGAAAUAGGGGAGGUGACAUGAGUGGCUGCCAUGUGCCCCUCUUCCUCACCUGCGGGUUUCUCUACAUGAGGCGUAUGAUCUAACCUCUAAAGAUUACAACAGAAUUUGUUGAAACUACUCUAAUUCCAGGACACUUACAAGAUUUGGCAUUCUUCCAAAAGGAACAAUUGUUGACUUUCCCCUUAUGUUAUCUAAGAAUUUGGGGUUGGCCAUAUUAUAAUCCCCAAAAUUGGUCUUCACUUUUGUGGUAAAGAAAUCCAUUACCUCUGAAUCUAUUCAAAGGUAUUUUUAUUUUGUCUUUAGAUGUGAUUUAAUUUUUCUUUGCUUCAUUCCUGUUACCCUUCUUUGCAUAGGUACUGUAAUUUUUCAGAUGUUGGAAAAUAAGCCACUCUUCUCUCUAGCCUUACUUUUCCUUUCUAGUAAUUCCAUCCAGUUAUUGCUCUUGAACAUAUUUUAACCCUUUACUUGAGUAGUCAGUGAAGAUGGGUUCACUUCUACUUUCGUGUCUUGUUUUGUUACUCGGUUAUUAUUUGUAUUUUCCAUGAAGCUAUACUGUACCUUAAACCUAUUAUGUUUUCUUGACAUCUUGCACUAUGCUGCAAGGGAUUCAGGUUGUAAGGGGUGACAGAUCUUUUUCUUCUUCUUGAAGCAUCUGCCAUAGCAGCAAAUAUUUGUAAACAAAAUGGUAAUUCAUUAGUACUGCCUUGCAAAACUGCUGUGAAAACAUAGCAGCCAAGACACAUACAUCUACAUCCUCCUGGGAUGAUGUAGGAAGUGUUACUCCUUUGCCAAAAACAUUACUCACCUAGGAUGGGCAAAGUUUUGCAAGACUUUGUUAAUAAGACUUACAAAUGAUUAACUUUAGUAUUCUUGAAUACAGGGUAAUGAGGCUGACAGAUACUGUGUGUGUGGCACACCGUGUGCUCAUGGAGUACAGUGAUGGAAACGGUACAAAGACCUAUAUAGAAUGUGUAUAAUACAUUGUCAAAUGUGUUUUAUUCUUCUUCAGGAUGAAGAAAUCAUUCCACAUGUCUUAAGGGGUUUUUUUUUUUAGUUUAAAUAAAAAAGGAAAGCAUUUAAAUUCCUGUGAUUAGGGCACAAAAGUAAAAAAUCUUGAUUAAGCAUAUAAUUCUUGCAGUAUAAGUGUUUUGUCUAUAAACAUUAAUUUUUCCCAUUUAUCUUUGUACCAGCAAUUCUGGUCCUUCUUAAGAAUGUUCUGCCUUUAAAAACUAUGUUGGGGGUUAACCUGGUGUAAGGGUUAAAAGGUCUGUGCCUUCUUACUUAACAUCCAUUACUAAAACAAAAUAUAAGCUCAAAGUUACAAAAGCAUUUGUAGUACUGUAAAGUGCACAAAUUUACAACCAUUGCUUCACUGCAUGAAAUAUAGUCUGAUUACUAGUGAUGAAAUAUUGUAAGAAUGAAUUGCCAAGCUUAUGAAUGUUUUGAGACUUGAUUUUUUUUUUAUGGUCUUCUCUUGGGCUGGUCCUGAGAGUGUACACAGUAAGUCUGUAUUGUUGGUUUGUAGAUGCUAAUGAAGAAAGCUAGACUUCUGAUCUCUCUUUUUAAUUUGUAUUGUUAUAGUACGUACUCUGCAAAUGAGUUGGCAUAUUGUAAACUGCUUUGUUUCAGCUUAAUCAUUCAUAAUAAACUUUUAUAAUAACAUGCAAAAUCACUACCAAUGUGAUGUAUUGUGCAAAAAAGGUGUAAACAUUUUAUUAAUAAAAUGUUUUUAUAAAUGUG